UCUUUCCUUUUUCUCAUUUUAGUUCUCCUUAUCCCUUACACAAUGACAUCCAAUGAGUACACUUAUUACUCAGUACAUGACGUUCUCCGUAGCUAUGGUCUUCCAGCGGGACUGUUUCCAAACAAUGUCAAAUCCUAUACCUUGGAUGAAACUGGCUUUUUAGAGGUCCAAAUGCAUCACCCUUGUCUCGCUCAAUAUGAAACAAGAGUGUUUUUCAACAGUGUGGUAAGAACUAACUUGAGUUUUGGACAACUGAAAGUAUUUGAAGGCAUGUAUCAAGAAGAGCUUUUCAUUUGGCUACCAGUUAAGGGCAUCAUAGUUACAGAUCCAUCAUCAGGUCUCAUUAUCAUUGAUAUUGGUCUUGCCUAUAAACACCUCUCUUUGUCUGAUUUUGAUAACCCUCCAUCUUGCAUAUAUCAAGGUAUACUUCAAAUUAGUGGAAGGAAGGAGCUUGCCGAAUACAGAGAAGAGAAGUUUGUCUAUGAAAAUGAAUGGAUAUUUCUUUGUGACACCCCCACCUUUCACAACGAGAGUUCGGCUACCCAGCAGAUCCGGUCCCAGCACAAUCGCUCCGGACGAGGAGUUCCCGCCACCUCAAAUCUCCACCCGAACCGUCUGGCAACCAACAAACCAAACAUUGGUUCCGUCUGUGGGGACGCCUAA
Messenger RNA from Arachis stenosperma, 663 nucleotides. RefSeq lists its product as uncharacterized. The record is from RefSeq and is a predicted model, not a curated record. The transcript has 3 exons. Bases 43 to 663 code for a protein of 206 amino acids. NCBI's taxonomy places the organism in Eukaryota, Viridiplantae, Streptophyta, Magnoliopsida, Fabales, Fabaceae.